Messenger RNA from Oryzias latipes (Japanese medaka), 2678 nucleotides. It is a transcript of the gene galnt18b, whose product is annotated as UDP-N-acetyl-alpha-D-galactosamine:polypeptide N-acetylgalactosaminyltransferase 18b. Gene Ontology annotation, molecular function: polypeptide N-acetylgalactosaminyltransferase activity. Gene Ontology annotation, cellular component: Golgi apparatus. NCBI's taxonomy places the organism in Eukaryota, Metazoa, Chordata, Actinopteri, Beloniformes, Adrianichthyidae. The record is from RefSeq and is a predicted model, not a curated record. Gene Ontology annotation, biological process: protein O-linked glycosylation.
CCCUCCUAUUGGCUGCAGCCGGAUACUCAGUGUUCCUCCACUUUUCUCAAACCUCAAAUUGCAACAGAGCAGCUGGGGCUCCACAGCGAAGCUUUCCUCCAGAAGCGCAUUCACCUGUAGAUAUGUGAAACCAACCCGUUUCAGCACCGCACAAGCUGACCCAUCUACAGAUUCAUCCAGCUCUUCACCGCUUCUCUGCGCUCUGGCUGGAAAUAACUUCAUCAUAGCAGGUUAUUUUUAUCGGGCAACUGCCGCCGUGCGCUGCGCUUCAACGCCAGACUCCAGGCUGUGCUUGGAUGGAGGGAUGUCGGCAUGGCUUGCACCAGGAGAACAAAAACUUUGGUUUCCACAUGCGUGAUCCUGAGUGGCAUGACCAACAUUAUAUGCCUUCUUUAUGUCGGAUGGGUAACUAACUACAUUGCAAACAUUUACAUCAAGGUCCCGAUGCCUGUAGCGGAGAGGAACUCUGAAGUUGACAAAAAAGGAGACACUCUCCGGAUCAUGGAGCGCCUGGAUCGGCUGGAGACUGUAGUGAAGCAGCAUAUUCAAGAGACACCGGGGAAGGACGAGGUCAGUCAGGCAGACGCAUCGUUCUCUGACUCGUCACUGUUCACUCACUGGGGUCAAGAACUCAGCUCAGAUGACCGCCGCGUGGCUCUCAAGAUGUUUCAGUACUAUGGAUAUAACACCUACCUCAGUGACCGUCUGUCACUAAGCAGGCCAAUACCAGACCUUAGGCCGGACGGGUGCAGAAACAUUACAUAUCCUCUGAGCCUUCCUCAAGUGAGCAUAGUCUUCAUUUUUGUGAACGAGGCCCUGUCCGUCAUCCUGCGGUCCAUUCACUCUGCCAUCAGCAGGACACCCUCCCACCUUCUUAAAGAGAUCAUCCUGGUGGACGACAACAGCAGUAACAAUGAACUGAAGGAAAAGCUGCAGGAUUUUGUUUCUGAGACAAACAAACAACGACCAGGAUUCAUCAAGGUGGUGCGACACGACAAGCAGGAAGGCUUGAUCCGGUCCAGAGUGAGUGGAUGGAGAGCGGCCACCGCCCCAGUUGUUGCCCUGUUUGAUGCCCACGUUGAGUUUAAUGUUGGCUGGGCUGAACCUAUUCUGCAGAGAAUUAAAGAAGACAGAACCCGCAUCAUUUCCCCAUCAUUUGAUAACAUCAAGUAUGACACAUUCGAGAUUGAAGAGUAUCCGCUGUCUGCCCAGGGCUUUGACUGGGAGCUGUGGUGUCGCUACCUCAACCCCCCCAAGUCCUGGUGGCACAAAGGGAACAAGAACGCACCGAUCCAGAGCCCAGCGCUGAUUGGUUGCUUUGUGGUGGACCGGCUGUACUUUGAGGAGAUCGGAUUGUUGGAUGAAGGGAUGGAAGUUUAUGGUGGGGAAAAUGUGGAACUGGGCAUCAGGGCAUGGCAAUGUGGGGGCAGUGUGGAGGUACUGCCUUGCGCACGGAUCGCCCACAUAGAGCGUGCUCAUAAACCCUACACUGAAGAUCUGACCUCCAAUGUGCGGCGAAAUGCCCUCAGAGUUGCAGAAGUCUGGAUGGAUGAGUUUAAAAGCCAUGUUUACAUGGCAUGGAACAUCCCAAUGGAGGACUCGGGGAUUGAUAUUGGCGACAUUUCUGAAAGGAAGGCAUUGAGGAAGAGACUUCAGUGCAAGACUUUCCGUUGGUACCUUGUCAACAUCUACCCAGAGAUGAGGAUGUACAGCGACACAAUUGCAUAUGGAGUUCUAAAAAACUCUCUGAAGAGCGAUCUGUGUCUGGAUCAGGGGCCAGAUGGAGAUAACGUCCCCAUCCUGUAUCUCUGUCACGGUAUGACACCACAGAGUGUCUACUACACCCAAACUCAGGAGCUGCACAUUGGGCUUCUCAGUCCCACCAUUGAUGACGACGACAACAAGUGCCUGGUGGAUGUGAACAGCAAGCCGCGCCUCACUGAGUGCAGCUACGCUGCAGCCAAGCGCAUGAAGCUCCAAUGGCUCCUGACUCAGGGAGGAUCCAUUCAAAACAAGAAGUCAAAGAGAUGCCUGGAGCUCGUAACAAGCAGCAGCAACGAGUUUGGCUUCCAGCUGGCUCUGCAAAAAUGCACUGGACAGAAAUGGUUCAUCACAAAUGUGCUGUUCAGCAAUUUACUAUGAUCCACUGUUGAAAGAUACACUGAAUUUUAUGAUAUGUAGACAAGAUGAAGCCUUUUGUUUUGCUCCAUACUUGCAUAAAAAUAGCUGCCAAGUGGAAGAAUAAAUAUCAGGAGAAUGCUGCAUGGUUGAGCAGGUUUGUUUUGAGUGACACGAUGUCCUUUAAUAGGCAGUUGACAUUUCAUUCUGAAUGUUAAACAUUUCAUUUUACCAGUGGGAUUCGCCUUUUUUGUAGAUUUUACUAGGUAACGUGUUAAAUAUACUUUGUGCAGAACACAAUGCACUCAGAUUUUUGUUGACUGAAAAGACCUGAAAAAUGGGGCAGUGAUUUUUCACUGGGUUUAAAUUUUGCUACUGUGUAGCGAUCUUUUUCUGAAUCUGUCCCUGCUGUAAUUAUCUUCUGUUAGUGUCUCAGGUUUGUAGGGUUGUUAUACAAAGCAGCUGUGGGAAAUAAUUAAAUGAUAUGAAAAACGGUAUUUUCAAAAAUGUACAUUUUUGAAAUAUUUUGAAUAUUUGUCAGUAAAAAAUACUUCUGAUGA